AUGGGGCAAAGUUUUUAAUGGAAAAGUGGUGUGAGAGAAAAUGACAUUUUAGAGAGAGAGAGAGAGAGAGAGAGAGAGAGAGAGAGAGAGAGCUACUAACACUUGUGGUUUUGUAAGGGUUUGUAGGAGAUGGGUGGUGCGCAGCUUAGCAGUAGAGUGAAGAGAAGUAGUGUCUUGGAGGUGGUUUUCUGCUUGUGGGGGCUGAUCUCCCUAUCUUACGCCGCUAGGUUGAAUGUCUCCAGGCAGAAACUUGAGGUCCAGAGGCACUUGAACCGCUUGAACAAGCCCGCCGUGAAAAGCAUUAAGAGUCCAGAUGGAGACACGAUAGACUGUGUUGAUAUUUCUCAUCAGCCAGCUUUUGAUCACCCUUUCCUUAAAGACCACAAAAUUCAGACGAGGCCUAAUUACCACCCAGAAGGACUCUUUGACGAGAACAAGGUUUCUGCAAAACCCAAAGAGAGAUCGAACCCGAUCACCCAGCUGUGGCACCAAAAUGGUAGGUGUCCUGAAGGCACCAUACCCAUAAGGAGAACAAAGGAGGAUGACGUUCUGAGAGCUAGCUCUGUCAAAAGAUACGGAAGGAAGAGGCACAGAACCGCCCCUCAGCCAAGGUCAGCUCAGCCUGAUCUCAUCAAUCAGAGUGGUCAUCAGCAUGCAAUAGCCUAUGUUGAAGGAGAUAAGUACUAUGGAGCAAAAGCAACCAUUAAUGUGUGGGAACCCAAAAUACAGCAGCCUAACGAGUUCAGCUUGUCUCAGCUUUGGAUAUUAGGAGGUUCUUUCGGUGAAGAUCUCAACAGCAUUGAAGCUGGUUGGCAGGUUAGCCCUGACCUAUAUGGUGACAAUAACACAAGGCUCUUCACCUACUGGACUAGUGAUGCAUACCAAGCCACGGGUUGCUACAACCUCCUCUGCUCAGGCUUUAUUCAAAUCAACAGUGAAAUUGCAAUGGGCGCAAGCAUCUCUCCUGUCUCUGCCUAUCGUAAUUCCCAAUACGAUAUCAGUAUACUUGUCUGGAAGGAUCCGCGAGAAGGGCAUUGGUGGAUGCAGUUUGGAAAUGACUAUGUAUUGGGCUACUGGCCUUCAUUCCUAUUCUCAUACUUGGCUGACAGUGCUUCCAUGAUUGAGUGGGGUGGUGAAGUGGUGAACUCAGAGGAUGGCGGUCAGCACACCUCAACUCAAAUGGGCAGUGGUCAUUUCCCAGAGGAGGGAUUUGGAAAGUCAAGUUAUUUUAGGAACAUCCAAGUUGUUGAUAGCUCCAACAACCUCAAGGCUCCCAGAGGGAUUGGCACCUUCACAGAGCAAUCUAACUGUUAUGAUGUCCAAACUGGGAGCAAUGGGGAUUGGGGCCAUUACUUCUAUUAUGGAGGCCCCGGUAGAAAUCCAAACUGCGCAUGAAUUUCACCCCACCUCCUAUCUUCCUAUGUAUAAUUCAAUCUAGUGUAAUGCCUCUUCCUUUGUAUACCUUUUUUUUCUUUCUUAGGUGGGGAGCUAGUAACAAGUAACCUUUUUCUGUUCAGUGGGAAGUUUUGUCUCGCUUUUUGUUUCUUUUACUUGAAAGAUUCUCCACGCAAGUUGUGGGGAAGUGGCCAAUGUUUCUCAAAAGCGUCCUAAGAAUUCUGUGUAUUCUAUUUGUUUGUUUACUCCUCUCUUGGGAGCGGUUUGGUAAUGAAUGAACGAAAUGAAGUUCUGAUCU
Molecule: messenger RNA, 1693 nt
Organism: Juglans microcarpa x Juglans regia
Lineage: Eukaryota; Viridiplantae; Streptophyta; Magnoliopsida; Fagales; Juglandaceae
Exons: 8
Coding region: 130-1395 (421 amino acids)
Source: RefSeq, a predicted model, not a curated record